AAACAUGGUUUUGAAAGACUGUUCCAAACAGGCGCUUCCUGAUUUGCCCCGCCUCCCUCUCCUCUCACUCCUUCCCACUGCAGCGAAGUACCGACGCCUCCCACAGCUGGGAGUAAUCUUCCCACCUGCCUCGGCGCCUCCUCCCUCUCUCCCAACCUCGCCCGUUCUCGCCUCGCUGUUCUCCUCUGUCACCUCUCCCUGAGAAGCGUGGCUCCUGCAACCGGCCUCCCCACCUGCUCCUCCUCUACGCGCCGAGCACCACACGACGCGACACAACCGAGCACGGCCGCUCCGCCACUCCACUGCUUCCGCGGUGGCGCCGCUUCACUCCCGUGCUGCAGCGAGCGUUACGGAGAUCCGUGGGGACAUGAACCAGGGUUUCUCCUAUCUGUUGGUGAACAUAAAGCUGGAUCCAGACCACAGAAUGCAUGAUAUUAUGCACCAUUGCACACGUCCCCAGAGAGUUCAGAGUUCCCAGUCAUAGAUGCCUUUUACUGCGUGUCUUGACAAAAUGAACAGUACCCAGUGCCCUUGAAAUGUGCUAGGAAUAUAAAGGUGACAGUGAAACUGGACAGAGUUGUAGAAGAUGCUAUCUGGUCGCAAAUCUACUAUUCAUGCAGCAGACUUUACACUGGAAUUUUGUUGUGAGCAAAGGAAAGAGGCCCAUGGAAAGUUUCAUGUGGUUACAUUUCAAGUUGGCUGCCUUUUUAGGAUCUAAUUGACAUCAGUAUGCACAUCAGCUGAUAAAGAAAGGAUGUGAUCCACCUCUAAUACUUGCUAGCUGGUCAAUGUAAAUAAGCCUAAGUCAGUGAUAAAAAGUUCCCCUCUCUCCUGGGAUUGCUUAUGUAGUCACAUGUUUUCACGCUUUUCAGUUACAUGUUACUAUCAAGCUACUUGUGGGUUUUUAGAGAAAAAGAUAUGAACUAAAUUUAUCAGUGGUCCUAUUGAAUAUGGAGCUACUGUUAUAUGUCAUUGUCUCAUGCAAAUGAUGGUGGCUGUAAGUUGUGAUUGAGGAACUCCAUUGUCUGAGAAAUGGAUGAAACACCAACUAGUUCUGGGCAAUCUGAAGCUAGUUCAUGUGAACCUAAUUGGUGGCCUCCAGACUUCUUGGAGAAGAUACAGUCUGCUUCCAUACCAAGGAAACAUGAUGUUUUGGGUAAUCAAAGUUCCUCAUCCUGGAAGGCUUCUCAAUUACUGUGGUCAACAGGAUCUUAUUCAGGGUUAAUCCCUAAUGGUUUCUAUUCAAUCAUCCCGGAUAAAAAGUUGAAGGAGACUUUCCCAACUAUUCCAUCACUAGAUGACUUGCAAACUCUUGAAGCAGAUGGGCUUAAGGCUGACAUAAUUAUUGUAGACACUGAGAGGGAUAAGAAGGUUUUCAUGUUGAAGCAGCUUAGUGCUGCACUUGUGAAAGGGUUAAGCUCUAGCCCAGCAUUAGUGAUAAAGAAAAUUGCAGGAUUGGUCUUUGACUGCUUCAAGCGCCAAAUUCCCGAUGCCAGUCCAACUAGAGGCUCGAUUGAAGAUACCCAUUUCUUUGGAAAUAAAGGACCACAACUUCUGGGGCAGAUAAGACAUGGAUCGUGCCGACCCCGAGCUAUUCUAUUUAAAGUUCUUGCAGAUGCCGUUGGCCUUGAGAGUAAACUUGUAGUUGGUCUACCAGAUGACGGUGCUGUUGGAUUUGUGGACUCUUACAAACAUAUGUCUGUGGUAGUUUCACUAAACUCUAUGGUGCUUCUUGUGGAUCUUAUGCGAUUUCCAGGCCAGCUGAUUCCGUUUUCAGCUAAGGCUAUAUUUAUAUCGCACAUAUCUGCUGCGGGUGAAAGCGACUCAGCUGAAAAUGACUCUUGUGAUUCUCCUCUUGAGCCCAACAGCCCACUUUAUGGAUUGUCUGAUAAAGUUGAAGUUGAAGGAAUUGAAUCUUCAUCAUAUCUAUCUGGACGAUCACUGCGUAAUAUGAUGUUGAGAUCAAGGACAUUCUCUGAGGGGAAAUUAAGCACGUCAUGUAGUGAACCAAAUAUAGCAAAUGCCUUUUGGAGGCGCAGCCAAAGGAGAGUUGCCGAGGAACCCCGUGGUGCUAGUUCCAGCCCUGAGCAUCCAUUAAUGAGAGCAAGGGGAAGAUCUAUACUUGGUAGUGAGAAGCAAUCAUUUCAAGAAUACACAGAAUCUGGAGCUGCUUCAAGAUCAGAUGGUCUUGGGGGCCCUUCAACCUCUAAUGCUCGAAGAAUAAGGCGAAGAAGCAUUAGCAUUACACCUGAGAUUGGAGAUGACAUCGUGAGGGCAGUUCGGGCUAUGAACGAAACACUAAAGCAAAAUCGCCUCCAAAGGGAUCAUGUCGAAGGUUCAUGCUCAUAUGUUAUGGAAGAUCAAAGCAACACCAAUGACUGCCCAAAUAAAGAUGAUGCAUCUUGGAGAAUUGGUGCUACUGACAGUGACUCAAGAAACCGAACUGGUUCUACUCAGAAGGCCAUGUCACUACCUUCUUCGCCUCAUGAAUAUAGAGGUCAAGUUACCCAAAAAAGUGAUGAUUUUAUAAGUAAAGAGAAGAUGGCAUUGGCAUGGAACAAAGUUUUCCAGAGCUCCCCAUUUCUUAAUAAGGCUUUGCUGCCUUUUAAGGAAUGGAACAUAGAUUUCUCCGAGAUAACAAUUGGCACGCGGGUUGGAAUAGGAUUCUUUGGAGAAGUUUUCCGUGGUAUAUGGAAUGGAACUGAUGUUGCCAUCAAAGUGUUUCUAGAACAGGAUUUGACAACUGAAAACAUGGAAGAUUUUUGCAACGAGAUAUACAUCCUCAGCCGGUUACGACACCCGAAUGUUAUAUUGCUUCUUGGUGCAUGCAUUACACCUCCACACCUGUCAAUGGUUACUGAAUAUAUGGAAAUGGGGUCACUGUACUAUCUCAUUCAUAUGAGUGGUCAGAAAAAGAAACUUAGUUGGCGUAGGAAGUUGAAAAUUAUUCGUGAUAUAUGCAGGGGAUUGAUGUGCAUACACCGCAUCAAGAUAGUUCACAGGGAUCUCAAAAGUGCAAACUGCCUGGUCAAUAAGCAUUGGACUGUCAAGAUAUGUGACUUUGGUCUAUCUCGACUGAUGAUUGAUAGUCCUAUGACCGAUAAUUCCUCUGCUGGCACCCCGGAAUGGAUGGCCCCUGAACUUAUACGUAAUGAACCUUUCACAGAGAAAUGUGAUAUAUUCAGCCUUGGUGUUAUCAUGUGGGAGCUGUGCACAUUGAGUCGCCCAUGGGAAGGCAUCUCCCCAGUUCAAGUGGUGUAUUCAGUUGCUAAUGAAGGGUCACGGCUUGAGAUUCCGGAAGGACCCCUCGGCAGGUUAAUCGCAGAUUGCUGGUCUGAGCCUGAGAAUCGACCGAGCUGCCAGGAGAUCCUAACCCGUCUGCUAGACUGCGAAUAUACUGUUAGCUAAAAUGGAAGCUGCAUGCUCGUUCACCCAAUUCCUGCACAGGUGAGAAUAUUUCUUGUAUAAAACCUAUAAAAAAAGCCUGCCGAUUCUGCGGACUUGAGGUCACAUAUUGAAGCCCUGUUCUUUUUUUUUUACAACGGCGACCUUUUCUCUCAAAAAUGUAAAAAAAUGCUUCCCCGGUUAUAGAAGAACAUAUUCUGGCCCAGAAAUGUGCCUUAUCGCAGGGCAAGCUAAUUCUAGAUAAUUAGCAUGCCCUCGAAUUAACCAAGUGUUUGUUCCGAAGAAUGUUGCCAGUUUGCCAUUACCCUGUGGAAUAUGGUAAGCAA
Molecule: messenger RNA, 3731 nt
Organism: Zea mays
Lineage: Eukaryota; Viridiplantae; Streptophyta; Magnoliopsida; Poales; Poaceae
Exons: 18
Coding region: 1033-3408 (791 amino acids)
Biological process (GO): protein phosphorylation; signal transduction
Cellular component (GO): cytoplasm
Molecular function (GO): protein kinase activity; ATP binding
Source: RefSeq, a predicted model, not a curated record